Molecule: messenger RNA, 1947 nt
Organism: Danio aesculapii
Lineage: Eukaryota; Metazoa; Chordata; Actinopteri; Cypriniformes; Danionidae
Gene: cnga4
Product: cyclic nucleotide gated channel subunit alpha 4
Exons: 7
Coding region: 1-1947 (648 amino acids)
Biological process (GO): monoatomic cation transmembrane transport
Cellular component (GO): intracellular cyclic nucleotide activated cation channel complex; plasma membrane
Molecular function (GO): intracellularly cGMP-activated cation channel activity; cGMP binding; intracellularly cAMP-activated cation channel activity
Source: RefSeq, a predicted model, not a curated record
AUGGACAAAAAUCGCUGGACAAGGCUUUUUGAAUGGCAGCGCAUGAACAAAAGUGAAGAAGAAAGUAAGGGACAAGAGUCAACUUUGAAGAAAAAGAAAGACGAGACUCCAAAAACAAACUGGAAGGAAUGGGUAAUCGAUCCAUCAGAAGAGUUUUAUUAUACAUGGUUGCAAAUUAUGACACUUCCCAUCUGCUACAACUGGGUCAUCAUAAUAUGCAGGACAUGUUUCUAUACAAUUGAGGAGGCAUAUGUCGCAACUUGGCUCACCUUGGAUUACCUCUGUGACUUGGUUUAUGUGCUUGACACAGUUAUUGGGUUUCGCACAGGUUUUCUGGAGCAAGGCAUCCUUGUGCGAGACUUGUCCCGUUUAAAAACGCGUUAUUUACGCUCCUCUCGCUUCAAGUGGGACAUGGCCUCUCUGCUGCCCACGGAUCUUCUCUACCUACACCUGGGGAUCCACAAACCUCUAGUCCGGGUGAACCGCUUCUUGCGCACAGGCCGUCUGAACGAGGCCCUGGACCGCAUGGAGACGCGCACAUCCUUCCCGAACACCUUUCGCGUCGCCAAACUCAUGCUGUAUAUUUUCGUCCUGAUCCACUGGAACGCCUGCAUCUACUUCUCCCUGUCAAAUUAUAUAGGCUUUGGCGUGGACCCCUGGGUCUACCCCAACAUCUCCGAGCCGGAGUUUGGCUCUAUGAGACGCCAGUACUUUUACUGCUUCUGGUUUUCCACCCUCAUCCUCACCACAGUGGGCGACACACCGACACCCGAGCGGGAAGAAGAGUAUAUGUUUCUGAUCGCAGACAUGUUGAUCGCCGUGUUGGUGUUUGCUUCGGUCGUGGGCAGCAUGGGGGACGUGAUAUCCAGCUUGCGUGACCGUGACAAUGUGUUUUUUCCUGACCACGAGCUGGUGAAGGGUUACCUGCGCAGCCACCGCAUCAGCAAGGAGCUGCAGACGCGCGUCAAUGACUGGUAUCAGCAUCUGCACAUCAACAAAAAGAUCACACGGGAGAAUGAGAUUCUUCAACAUCUUCCAAUGACACUUCAGACAGCCACUGCCGUGAGCGUGCAUCUGCCCACUCUGUCCAAAGUCACCAUCUUCCAGAACUGUGAGAACAGUCUGUUGGAGCAGCUGGUACUUAAACUCACCCCACAGGUGUACAGCCCGGGCGAGUACGUGUGCAAGAAGGGCGAUGUAGGUCAUGAGAUGUACAUCAUUAAAGAGGGGAAGCUGGCAGUGGUUGCUGAUGAUGGAGUCACUCAGUUUGCAGUCCUCGGGGAUGGAAACUUCUUUGGAGAAAUCAGCAUCCUAAAUAUCAAAGGUAACAAAUCAGGGAACAGACGAACGGCGAACAUUCGGAGCAUUGGAUACUCAGAUCUGUUCAGCCUAUCAAAAGAGGACUUGACGGAAACCCUUCUGGAAUACCCUGCUGCCAAGCGUCUGCUGGAGGAGAAGGGUCGGCAGAUCCUCACCAAAAUGGGGAUGCUAGAAGAGGCAGUAGAGGGGGAGGGAGAGGUGGAGAAAACAGAGGACAAGGUGAACCGCCUAGAGGGCAUCCUGGAGACGCUGCAAACCAAAUUGGCCCGGCUGAUCGCUGAACUGGAGUCCAGUGCCCGCAAAAUGAUGCAGCGAGUGGAACAACUGGAACUGCAGACCGAAGGGUGGGAAGGCAUUGUGGCUGAAGGUGCACAGGUGGAAAUAGAAGAGAAGGCAAAAAUAAAAGAGAGGGAGAUUGGGGAUGGGGAAGGUGAAGGUGAAAGGGAGAAAGAGGAUGAAGAGGAGCCUUUGGUGGAAGGAGAGAGAGGAGAGGGUGAUGGAGGAGAGGAAAGCCUGGGAGAAAAGGACAAGAAUGUAGGAGGAAACGAGAUAAAUGAAGAAGAGAAAGAAGAGAAAGAGAUUAUAAAGACAGAAACACAGCAGGAUGAGGAAGGAGAUGAAAAGUAG